Messenger RNA from Octopus sinensis (East Asian common octopus), 825 nucleotides. RefSeq lists its product as uncharacterized. NCBI's taxonomy places the organism in Eukaryota, Metazoa, Mollusca, Cephalopoda, Octopoda, Octopodidae. The coding region runs from base 10 to 825 and encodes 271 amino acids. The transcript is spliced from 5 exons. The record is from RefSeq and is a predicted model, not a curated record. Gene Ontology annotation, molecular function: RNA binding.
AUAAUUUUGAUGAGUGAAUCGAGAAACUUUGGUGGUUUAAGAAACUAUGACGAGGAUAAAUUCCGUAUUGUAAUAUCCGAACUUCCUUCCGAUACCAUAGAUAAGGAUAUUCAUGACAUUCUUGAUGGCUGUAUGAUAAGAAGUAUAAAACUUGUAAAUAACCCGGAUGAUGGAAGAUUUACAGGUCGAGCAUUCGUAAAUUUGAGCAGCGAAGAGUGUCUGAAGAAAGCUCUUGAAUUCGACGGAUGUACAUUUGAUGAACGCCAUCUAAAAAUUGAACAAAAAUUCUCUCGAAACCGCGAAGAACAGCAACGACAAUACGACGGCGGCCGCUAUCAAAAUCAGGGUUACAAUCAGCCCAGAAGAUCUUACAAAAACGCUUAUGGGAACUAUCAGGAUCAGUCCAAUACUAAUAGAAAAUAUUCCAACAACAAUCGUGAUUUUCCACGCCAGUUUUCCAAUGCAGGCUGGCGGUCUCAGAAGAAUAGCUAUGGAGAUAAUGAACAAAGAAGGAAUUUUGACCGAUACUCUUACGGGUAUAGGAGAGAUGAAGUCGACAAAGACCGGGGAUACUCAAGAUUCCAGAAGGGAAGAGAUCAAAAUUUAUGUGGAAGAUUUCAAAAAGGAGCAGAUUUUGGUGGCAAUUUCAGGCGAGGCUGUGACAUUUCUGUUCUUGAAGAGAGGAAAAAGUCUUACGGUUUUGAUGUUGGGUUAGUAUUGUUAGAGUUGGAACUUGAAAAGGAGAGAGAUCGAAAAUCUGUUGAUGAAUUGGGCGAAAGUUUGGAACGCGUUGACCUGAAAAAGGGCGUUUCCAAUGACAACUAG